This is a messenger RNA of Triticum turgidum subsp. durum (durum wheat), 345 nucleotides long. The record is from the annotation of a GenBank genome assembly. Lineage: Eukaryota; Viridiplantae; Streptophyta; Magnoliopsida; Poales; Poaceae.
AUGGCGACCCUGAGGAACCUGAAGAUCAAGACGUCCACGUGCAAGAGGAUCGUCAAGGAGCUGCGCUCCUACGAGAAGGAGGUGGAGAAGGAGGCCGCCAAGACCGCCGACAUGAAGGAGAAGGGCGCCGACCCCUAUGAUCUCAAGCAGCAGGAAAAUGUUUUAGCUGAGUCGAGGAUGAUGGUCCCAGACUGCCAUAAGCGACUUGAAGCUGCACUGACAGACUUGAAAGCAACUCUGGCGGAGUUGAAGGAGUCAAAUGAACAAGGCACUGAGAUCGGUGAGGCUGAGGCUACAAUCACUGAAGUUGAAGCUGUCUACACGCCAACAGAAGCUGAAGAUUAA